Molecule: messenger RNA, 3520 nt
Organism: Chiloscyllium plagiosum (whitespotted bambooshark)
Lineage: Eukaryota; Metazoa; Chordata; Chondrichthyes; Orectolobiformes; Hemiscylliidae
Source: RefSeq, a predicted model, not a curated record
UCAGACAACGGAUGUGAUGUCAGACCGUUCGCAGUCCGGCAAUGGCGAGCUAGAGCCGAGGAAGGAAGAGGGAGAGAGAGUCAUUCGAAUCCGAUGCAAUCCUGCGUGCAGGCGGCCAGAAUGACAAUAAAACCCGGUGGAGCAUAAUCUACGGCAUUUAACGUGUCGUCUGGUGCGGAUAUUGUCGGGGUGCGUUUGGAAAGGAGCGAGAAAAGUGUUGGUGAAAAUCCCUCUGUCAGAGAGACUGAGAACAGACAGACACACAGAGGGAGAGAAAUAGAGUUUCCCUGAGUAACCAGGUUAAAAUCAAACUCACACAGUGGGCACCGGGCGAAACCCAUCAUGGAGCUCAGAGUGGGAAACAGGUACCGACUCGGCAGGAAAAUCGGCAGCGGCUCCUUCGGAGAUAUUUACCUGGGAACUGACAUUGCUGCAGGAGAGGAGGUGGCCAUUAAGCUGGAAUGUGUGAAAACCAAACACCCACAGCUACAUAUUGAGAGCAAGAUAUACAAGAUGAUGCAAGGAGGUGUUGGCAUUCCCACUAUCAAGUGGUGUGGUGCAGAGGGCGAUUACAAUGUGAUGGUAAUGGAGCUGCUUGGACCAAGUCUCGAGGAUCUCUUUAAUUUCUGCUCCCGUAAAUUCAGCCUUAAGACAGUCCUGCUCCUCGCUGAUCAGAUGAUCAGCAGAAUUGAAUACAUUCAUUCGAAGAAUUUUAUCCAUCGCGAUGUGAAACCUGAUAAUUUCUUAAUGGGGUUGGGAAAGAAAGGCAACCUGGUCUAUAUUAUUGACUUUGGGCUAGCAAAGAAAUACCGGGAUGCACGAACGCACCAACAUAUACCAUACCGUGAGAAUAAGAACCUUACAGGAACAGCUCGAUAUGCUUCGAUCAAUACCCAUUUGGGAAUAGAACAAAGCCGUCGUGAUGAUUUGGAAUCCUUGGGCUAUGUUCUCAUGUACUUUAACUUAGGAUCAUUGCCUUGGCAAGGCCUAAAGGCAGCAACAAAAAGGCAGAAGUAUGAACGCAUUAGCGAAAAGAAAAUGUCAACGCCAAUUGAAGUGCUCUGCAAAGGUUACUCAUCUGAGUUUGCCACAUACUUGAACUUUUGCCGUUCGCUACGUUUUGAUGACAAACCAGACUACUCCUACUUGAGGCAAUUAUUUCGCAACCUCUUCCACCGCCAAGGCUUCUCCUAUGACUAUGUCUUUGACUGGAACAUGCUCAAGUUUGGAGCCAGCAGAGCUGCCGAUGACGAUCGCGAACGGAGAGAGCGAGAGGAACGAAUGAGGCACGGCCGAAAUCCAGCAGCACGGGGAUUACCUUCAACUGCUUCUGGAAGGCUUAGAGGAAAUCAGGAAGUGGCACCACAGACACCCCUCACACCCACGUCCCACACUGCUAACACAUCUCCACGCCCUGUCUCUGGUAUGGAACGGGAGCGAAAAGUGAGCAUGAGGUUACAUCGUGGCGCUCCUGUUAAUGUUUCGUCAACAGAUUUAACCGGACGUCAAGACACAUCACGAAUGUCAACAUCACAGAAUAGCCUCCCUUUCGAGCAUCAUGGCAUGUAGCUGGUCCAAAUGCACUGAAGGCAGCACUGGGAUAAAGAGAAAUGAAAUCCCAGCCCGGGUGACUUCCAGCGGCAUCCAUUCCACUGUUCCUCGAUGAAAAUGACUCACCAUGGAGGGUGGACAAUGCAUGGCUGAUGUCCCAUUCUAACCUUGAAACUUGUGACCCCCCCCUCCCCCCACCCCCACAAAGUAAACCAACAAAAUGAAGCUCUCGAUGCCUUUAACUUAAAUGCAGAAGGAAAACUUUUUUAAAAAUGUUUUCUUUAAGAACACCUUCGCAAGGAGAUCUUUUGCCUGACUGCAGUGUAAAAUACAAGUUAAAAGAUUGUGCCAGCUAUUUCAGUAGCAAGGGCUCUAAAGACGGUUUACAGAAUUGACCGCAUAUAGAAUAGAUAUCGCCAUCCCUUCUCCUUCCAUGAUUGGCAUUAUGUAGCCUUUUAUUACUCUACUGUACAACUGUAGACCUUUACUUGGUUUAAAUAUUUUGUAACAGCCUGCUAAAAUUGAAAGCAGAAUCUAUGUAGAUAAGUAGAAUGUUGUCCUGCUUUUAUGUAUGUGAUGCUCUUAUCGGUUUGAGAAUUGAAAUGGAGAUUGAUUGACUUGAAAUUCCCUAGCAAUAGGGUUGGAAAUGUGUGUUUGUGAAUUUAAAAGCAGCUGAUUUUAUUUAAAGCUUUCUCCAGUCUUUUGUAUUAAACUUGAGUUUAAAAAUGUUUCCUUCUUUGGUAGCACACUGUACCAAUUAAUGUUUUUGAAUUAUUAUUUAGGUUGUUUGUGCACUUUUAACUUCCACAUUUUAUUUUUUUAUCCUAAUAAAAACUGAACACUGGUGCCAGUAGCCGUUUUCUAUCUUGUGGCAGAGGCUGCCAACAUACCAGGCAGAAGCAAUGACGAGUAACAUGGCAGUGCCAAAGUCCAACAGAAAAUGUGACCAUAAAAAUCAAAAUGUGGAAGAAUAAAGUAAAAAUUAAUGGUAAAGCUGUGUUUUGGUGACAGUUAUUUUUAAAACUACCGUGUCUGAAUAGUGUUAGGACCAAGUUUGCUCUUGGGAUUCCCCAACCUAAGGAGUUAUAGCAUCUCCAUUAAUCACUUAGGAGUAGAAAAGGCUUUUUAAACAAAAAGCUCUGAAGGACUUGUACAGUAAAAAUGUGAAUUCUGCCAUUAGCCUGGAGCGGCUAAUGAAUAUAUACAUUCCAAUGCGCAUGCUUCAAGAUAUACUUUAUUUUAAAAUGUUUAAAUGUGGUAUUAUUGAAUCCAGAUUGGAGGUUUUUAUUGAAAGCUGACUGGAAUUCAGCCAAAAAUCAUAACUUGGUUGCCAUGUACAGCUUCCAGGUAGCACACUUGAGGGAAUGGAAGAAGUCGGACUUGUAUAUGUUUCAUCAGAUGCUCAGCUCAUCUGUUUUUAUGAAUCACCCACACUUGCAUUUCUCAUCAGUUUCUUGGGAGGUAACAUGAAAGGGCUGCUGGCUAAAUGUCAGAAAUGCCUUACUAUUGAUGCAUGCGCACUGACAUGUUGAACAGGAACACAGCUACACCUGGCAUUACUGUAUUAAGGCUCUUUCCUUCAUUUCAGUAGCUAUGUGAGAUUAAUUUUGUAAAUGUUUGUGGUUAAAUUAUUUUUUCCCAUAAGAUUUGUCAGAGCAAACUUGAAGAUAAAUGUUUCCUUCUCACAGCCAAUACAUCAAACUGGUGGUGCCUCCAAGAUACCAGGCUCUUCCAAUUUUUAUUUCAAGUAAAUGAACCACAGUGACCUUGGAUGGCUGAUUUUCCCCUCUUGUAGAAUGUCUGUGUAUAUCCUGUGUAAUGGUAACAGAAUACUGGUAACCUAUUUGUAUUGCAGCUGUAUUUGUGUACUUUAAAAAUGUAAAUAAAUUCAUAAUGACUUGUAUUGGGUUCUUUUUUGCUGUAAAAUUCCAAGUUGGGGCAUCUUGUAAUUAAAGCAUUGAAUAUUUGA